UGAGAAAUAAAUGAACAAUAUUCACUCGGAAAAUUUCAAAAAAACGUAGGUAGUUAAGUACCUAUGCUGGAUGGCACAGCAGAUUUUCUUCUUGUAAACAAGAAAAUUAUCAAUUUUUUUUUCACCGGAUCAAACAGAAGUACACGAAACGUUUGACGAUUAUUUUCAAGUGCUGAAUUAAUAAUUGAAUGGCAGUGUGAUGCAAUAAAACUACACGUGAGCCAUGGUUUUGAAGAAGGAAUAAUGAAGUUAAACGAUUAUGGCAGAACAAUCUUUUUCCUAGUAUGGAUUUGUUCAUCUUUCAUCAUAUCAGUUCUCAUCUUCACCAGUGGCUUAUUAUUGCACAGAGAGGAGCUUCACUACCAAUCAAUAUGUCGUAACAACAGCACUCACCCCAAAACCGACGGAGGAAAUACAUACGAACAACACUGCUCUCCCAGUAAUCUGAAGGUGAUCCUCAUUAUAAUCGAUGCUUUACGUUAUGACUUCGUUGAACACUCGAAUGUUCCUAAAGAGGAAGAAUUACCAUACCAAAAUAAGUUGACUGUUAUUCACGAUAUUUUGCGAACAAAACCAAAAAACGCCAAGCUUUUUAAAUUCGUGGCAGAUCCUCCUACCACGACUAUGCAAAGAAUCAAAGCUCUAACCACCGGGUGCUUAUCCACUUUCAUCGAUAUCAGUUCGAAUUUCGCGUCGGGGGAAAUCGAAGAAGAUAAUUUGAUCGAUAAUUUAAUACGAAGAAGUAAAAACGCUGUUUUCAUGGGCGAUGAUACAUGGACUAGGUUGUAUCCAAAUCAAUUCAUACGCAGCUACCCGUACGAUUCGUUCAAUGUUUGGGAUUUAGAUACCGUCGAUAAUGGAGUAAAAGAACAUAUUUUACCGGAGCUGAAGAAAACUGAUUGGAAUUUACUUAUUGGGCAUUUCUUAGGAGUUGAUCAUUGCGGACAUCGUUACGGUCCUGUUCAUUCGGAAAUGACUCGGAAAUUGAACGAAAUGAAUGAUGUUUUGAAGAGCGUAAUCGAACGUGUACAAAAUGAAAACACUUUACUCUUCGUGAUCGGUGAUCAUGGAAUGACUUCCACGGGUGAUCACGGAGGCGACACAGAUAACGAAAUUACAUCCGCAAUUUUCGUCUACUCUCCCAUCCAUCCUCUGGUUUCGACACUAAAUCGCACAUUCGAAAGUAUCAACCAAGUGGAUAUCGUACCAACUCUGUCCACCAUUUUUGGAACGCCAAUUCCAUUUUCAAAUGUUGGCUCAGUGAUUCCAGAAUGCAUACCUACCGUUCUACUUAAUUCAUCCAAAGAUGUAUCCGAAAGCUUGUGGAGAAACGUCGAGCAGAUAACUAAUUACAUAAGAACUUACUCCCAGCACAACUCGCAAUUUACUACAAAUCAGUUGGAGACCAUCAUAAAACGCUACACUUAUUUGAAGAAGAAAUGGCCGAGCUUCAAUAGCGAUAUUAUGAUGGACGAAUUUCAAUCAUACAUGACGGUCGUGUUGGAUAUUUGUCAAGAAGUUUGGGUCAGGUUCUCUGAAACUUCUGUAAUAUUUGGUCUCAUUAGCACACUUUUGGUUUCCUUAUUCGCUUACUUUGUCAGCGAAUUUAAAACUACCGCUUUGUCAUUAGUCAGUGGACAUUUUCUAGUAUUAUUUUUCGUGAUUUUUGCCUUAAUUACCAUUGUCGGUAUUUUAUGCGCUGAUUUUUUUUCAGUCGAUUUACUUAUGUCUUUGUACUUUUCAACCGAGUCAUUUUCCGUAGUUAUGAUUUUAUGGUUUCUUACCAAAAUGAAAAUUUCAAUUAAGACGAUAACGUCGAAAAUUCGUUAUAAAUUUGUCGAUUUAUUUUCCAUGUUACUUUUUACGGUUCUUUUAAUCAUUCCAUUUUCAAACAGCUUUGUUCUGGAAGAACCAAAAAUAGUGUUAUUUUUAUUCAUCACGUUGAUAUUGUUCGUUGCUCAUGCGAGUCGUCCGAAAGUAUCCUCCACACGAGAACUUCUUUCGUUACAUUUCAUCACUGGCACCAAUUUCUUGUGUUUCUUGUAUAGGAUGGUGCUCAGUUACGCUAAAUGUCGGGGUGAAGAAGAUUACGAGUGUCAGAUUGCUGAGCCAGCGAGUAUCUCCGCGAUAUCUUGUCUUUUGGCUAUACUCUCGUGCAUUUAUUUUGCUAAUUUUAAUAAAAUCCAUUUCCAAAAACUCACUGCUAAUAAGUUAUCUUUGAUCACUUGCGCUUUAAUGUCGUUCUAUUGGAUUUGCGAAGUAUUGGUCGACAACAUCGAUAGAGAUUAUCCUUUCGUUAAUAAAAUCCCAGGAAUUUUGUUCAUAUUUUUGUCUGUUUUGUUGUGCGUUGCCUUUUACGAUCCUGUACUUCGAAUGUUCUCAAAUAAUAAAUCUUUUCUGUCUAGUCUGAGUGUCCAGUCACCGUCCAUUAUUUUUGCCAAUUCUUUUACUCGUAUUCGUGUAUUGUUAGGUUGCAUUUGCGUGAUCGUAUUAGGUCAAUUGUAUGCAAUUCCGGCCAUAGCAAUGAAUGCAGGAAUAUGGUUCUUGGCGUAUUUAACCAACGUGUACAGGAGUUACCAAACUGCAAAAGAUGAUUCAGAUGUUCCUUGGAGCAGUGUGAUGCUUUGGUGCUUAUCGUCUGUCUACUGGUUCUAUACAACCGGACACAAUACUUCGUUUUCGAGUAUCCAGUGGAAUGCGGCUUUUUUAAUUCAGAAAGAUAUCGGAGACAGUGUUAUUUUACCUGGAAUUCUCGUAGCCACCCAUACUUUUUUGUCUCAAGCUGUCCACAGCAUUCUUUUAAUGUUAUUACUGGUCUUUCCUUAUUUCGAACGAAAUACGCCAAACGACCGGAGAUAUUUUAAUUUCGGUGAUUUUCAAAAAAGUGCAUUUACCUUGAUUUUAAGAUACCUGACUUUACUUUCGAUGCGAAUUUUUUUCACCAUGCUGGCUGCGUGUAUCCUUCGACGUCAUUUAAUGAUGUGGGGAGUAUUUGCUCCUAAAUUCAUUUUCGAGGGUAUUUCUUUCGUUUUUAUUGUGAUCCCAUUUUCUUUUCUGGGUUACUUGUUUACUUUACGAGUUGCUAACGAAUUAAAACACAACGUGUUACAAUAAGGUCUCAAGACUUAUUAACUUUCCACCGCCGGAUUUUUACUUUUUGUUAUUUUUGUUACCUAUAUCUUUACGUUAACACGUUCAAUAAAUAAUAAAUUCGCA
Molecule: messenger RNA, 3216 nt
Organism: Planococcus citri (citrus mealybug)
Lineage: Eukaryota; Metazoa; Arthropoda; Insecta; Hemiptera; Pseudococcidae
Gene: PIG-O
Product: phosphatidylinositol glycan anchor biosynthesis class O
Exons: 6
Coding region: 244-3114 (956 amino acids)
Biological process (GO): GPI anchor biosynthetic process
Cellular component (GO): endoplasmic reticulum membrane
Molecular function (GO): mannose-ethanolamine phosphotransferase activity
Source: RefSeq, a predicted model, not a curated record